AUGCAUUCCCUGGACGAACCCCUGGACCUGAAGCUCAGCAUCUCCAAGCUCCGGAUGAUGAGGGGCAAGAGGCAGAGGGGCUAUGAGACAAUGGAGGAGAGCAGUGCCCAGAGGGAGCUGAAGAUGACCGAUGAUGGAAUUGUUAUCAUUGCAUCGGCCUCUCCCCACAACCAACACACUGGUCCGUUCAUCCUGCACCAGGCUCAGGAGAAACAAGACGCCCGUUUCUCCCCCGCCCGGAACUCGGUGUCCAUCGUGGACCUCAGCUUGUCCCCCAGCUCCGGCCUCGACUCUCCGCCCCCCUCGGCCUUGCUGCCCGACGACCUGCAGGACGGAGGAGAAGCAUCUCCUGGUGUCAGCACCGAUGCCCAGACGCCCCGCUUCCUGGAGGGGAGUCCGAGCUCUCAGACGUUCCAGUUCUUCCUGCCUCUGGGCUCCUCCAGCCCGGUCCACCUGCCCUCCUCCAUGCUGGUGUCGCCGCCCAAGGACAUGCCCAACCUGCUGGAUCUGCCAUUGGAACAGCUGGCCUGUCACUGGCGCAAGUGUAAUCAGCUGUUUGAUUCGCUCCAGGACCUGGUUGACCAUGUGAAUGAUUUCCAUGUGAAGCCAGAGAAGGAGACUGGCUACUGCUGCCUCUGGGAGGGGUGUGCCCGUCGGGGCAAGGGCUUCAACGCCAGGUACAAGAUGUUGAUCCACAUUCGGACUCACACCAACGAGAAGCCUCAUCGCUGUCCCACCUGCAACAAAAGCUUCUCCCGGCUGGAGAACCUCAAAAUCCACAAUCGCUCACACACAGGUGAGAAGCCCUACAUCUGUCCUUACGAAGGCUGCAACAAACGAUACUCCAACUCCAGCGACCGUUUCAAACACACCCGGACGCAUUACGUGGACAAACCGUACUACUGCAAGAUGCCGGGCUGCCACAAGAGGUACACAGACCCCAGCUCCCUGCGCAAGCACAUCAAGGCCCACGGCCACUUUGUUUCGCCGGAGCAGCAGGGGCUGCUGAAGCUGCGACAGGUGGUGAAGAAUCCUGCAGGGCUGGACAUGCCCUACCUCAGCGGCUCGCAGAUCAUCAUCCCCAACCCUGCCGCCAUCUUCGGGAACCUUCCCCUGCAGGGGCUAAGGGGGUCUCUGCCCAUACCCAUGCACCCUGCCCCACUGGACCUCAGCCCCUUGACCAGCAGUACCGUGGCCUCUUCCCCCUUCACCGCCAUGCCCAGCUCCGUCAUUUCCCUCAACGGCACUCCCAUAAACCUGGCCAAAACACCGCUGGUGUCACCGCUGUCUGCCGGUGCUCUCGGCCUUCCACUGAUGUCCUUGGUGGCCGGACCCCAGAGCCACCCCCAGCGGCCAGCCACCACCAAACCCAGGGCAGCAGCCUGUCGGAGACAGGAGGGCAAAGUGAAAGGCUUCCCUUCACUGGAGGGGCGACUGAGGCCACCGGCAGAAGGCUUCUCCAUGCACCCUGGAGCUGUGAUAGACUUAUCGGGCCGAAUGGCCUCCCUGCCGACAGCGGACUCCCUCCCCGCGGCUUGGGUGGUCAUCCCCCCCGGCUCCGUCCUCCUCAAACCCGCGGUGGUGAACUGAACAGCCCCCCUCACCUCUUCUCCCCCCCUUCCCAUAUUCCCCUCCCCCAACACAGAGGUGCGCUGGCAGCUGCCCUAGUCAACAUCUCCACCUCUUGUCCAGCAGUAACGUACUCAAACUGAGCAGUGGUGGCGAGCAAGAUAUUGAAUUCUUCUGCAGUAGAGCAGGGUCUGUUGCAGGAAGAGGAGGGUAACUUGGUGCCCAGAGCUUCCUGAAGACGGUCCCGAUGAGAUGAAGACUCGGAGAUUGCCCACACCUUGCAGGACGAGAGCCUGAGCCAGUGCUAGGAGCAGCAAGAGGACCACCUUGACCCUGGAGAUACUGAGGACUUCAGCACACACCUCCCACCUCGCUUUAAAUCAGUACAGAUCUCUUUGUUUUGUACAGAUCAAUCAGAUUGUUCAUUGAUACUAGAAACCUGUCAACAAAUGAAGCAUGAAAUGAUCGUGGAGAUACAAGGAACUGCAGAUGCUGGAAUCUCAACACAACUGCUGGAAGAACGUGGUGGGUCAGGCUGCAUCUGUGGUGGGAUGGACAGAUGCUUCUGGUUGGGAUUUUGAGUAUGUAGAGGUCCUGACAUUAGAUAUCACCUGUUCAUUUGCUCCAGAGAUGCUCCCUGAUCUGCUGAGUUUGUCCAGAAAAUUGUGGUUUGACUUGAAAUGAUCAUCAUGAGAUUGUUGGAGACUUCAAUUCCAAUUUGUGAAUGAUUGGAUUUGGAAUCAUAGUGGGUAGGGAUUUGGAUCAGGAAGAGGCAGUGGGGGGGUCGUGGACCUGUCAGUGAUAGGGGUGAGCAGGACUGGGGUGUCGCGGGAAGGGGUCAGUAGGGAUGGGGUGGCAGCUAUUAUUGUGGACAGGGAACACUUUGUCAGGAUCGUCCAGCGGGAGUGUGGAUGUGUCUCGGGCUGUAGAUCACCCUGUGCCGUGUCCAUCACUCGGGGGUUGGGGGAUAUGAGGCUUUGUUUCAGUCGUGCCAGCUGUACUUAUUCAGCCCCUUUACUGGAGUGCCCAUAAUGGCUGCUAAAUAUCGCGACUCAGCAACUGGAAGCAGUGAUUUUUGUCACUACUACACACUUGCAAAGUGUCUGACAAAAAAGGUUAAAUGGGGACUACAAAUUGCACAAAUCUACAUCUGGAAUCUACAGUUGGUUAUGUACAGGGUGACAAAUAGUAACCUUAUACAGCCUCAUGUCUGUUCUGACCCCAACUGUGAGACGGAAAGUGUUGAGUACCUUGCCCCCAGUGUGGGUGACAUGCACAGCUAUCGGUAAAUAUUUUAUACACUUAUGGAAUCUCCUAUUUGUUAUUUAAGGUGUGUCUGAAUUGAUGGAUUUUAACUGUAUUUAUCCACUUCCUGCAGUCUCCUAGGACUUUUGCUCAGGUUUGAGGGUAAUUUAUUCUUUGUAGUGAUUGGUUAUAAAACGCUAAGUCUAGGGCACAGGUGAUCAUUGUUCCAGUUCCUGACCUAAUUCCACUGCCCUGCUCUCCACUGACAGCCCUGCAUAAUUCCACACCCCUUUAGCCUAGUCCUGUAAAUUCCUGUUGUCAACGUUUGCCAUCUAGCUGUCCCCUUUCACUGCCUUCUCUAAACACGGCAACAUUUAGCUUUGUUAAACAGAGCAGCAGACAGCCCAGGACUCCCAAGAGACAGAAUCUUUAACCUCCGGCUCGCUGGGUGUACACUACUUAAUGUUCUCUUCACAAACUCACACGUACAACUUGUACAUGAAACAGUACAGGAACAGGCCCUUCAGCCCACAAUGUCCAAGUUAAACUAAUCUCUGCCUGCACGUGAUCCAUAUCCCUCCAUUCCUUUCAUAUCCAUGUGCCUAUCUAAAAGCCUCUUAAAUGUGUCACUAUGGUAUCUGCCUCCACCACCCCCCCCGGCAACACUUUCCAGGUCCCUACAACUGUACCUGCACCCCAUCUUGCAACAGGCAUCAACUCACCUCCUACUAAAACCCCGAUUUGCCCUUUAUUUAACCUCCAGGCGACAGUUCCAACAUGACUAGACUUGCAGCUUGUACCCUUGAGAAAAGCUUGCGCUGGGCCUGUCCGAACUAACCCCAAAUCCCACCCGGCACCCAAACCUUUAAAUUACUCAUCCACGUUUCAAAUUCCUCUUCAGCCUCGCCUCUCCCUAUCUCUGUACUCACCUCUGGUUCUGCUCAUGUCCGAGAUCUCCGUUCUUCAGGCCUGGUUCCCCAAACACUGUAGACAUUCCUUCAACCUACCUCCGCGGCCAGGUGUCUGGUCAUGACCCAACAUCAUGUAUGGCUUGAUGUUAGAUGUGUGUCGACAUUCCCAUGAAGCACCAUGGGACAUUGUAGCUUGUUAUUGACAAUAUAUAUAUAUAUAUAUAUAUAUAUAAUAUAUAUAUAAAACAUGUUGAUUAUAUAGAUACAUGUUGUUUUCAGUUUGAGAGCCAGUAAAGCAGAGUUCAAAACCUGCAGCAGUGGUUGGUUUCCAACUCACCCACCGAUCCUGUCCCUUGGGCAGAACGACGUGUGGAUGAUCAGCCACGCUGAUGUUCAGUGGCAAACAGUUGCCCUGGAGCCACUGGGCCAGUUGUUGGUGAGAGUGCCGUACUGUUGCCAGGGGAAGCAGUGGCCGACAAAGCGUACAUCCUGUGUGCUGCCCGUCAAAUGUUUGUCAAACUUUAUAAGCCGCUUAUUAAUUUUACUAUUUCUAAGACAAAGAAAAGUUUAUCUUUCUGCAGGCUGCACACUGUAUACUACCGUUACAUGAACCCAGACCCGAGAGGGUCGGACUUAUCUGUACCAAAUGCCCCUUCCCAUCCUGUAGUAUUAAUAAGCUAAACAAUAGUGAUUAAGGAUUGUUAACAGUCCAUUGUAUGGUGUGGAUACUUAUCGGACAAGACCCACCUGGGUCUCGAUCAGACGACUUGACAUUCCUCAUUGUCCCAGCAGUAUUUUUAAACACGUUCCAAGUGCCUUUUUCACAGUACAAUCGGAGUCAGUGGCUCUGUGAUGGAGAUUCACUGGGUAGCAUUAGUUUAUAAGCUCAAGGUGUCGUCGUGUACUGAAGUCCCCAUCACAGGGACUUAGAACUUGAGGGAAAACGACAAUAAAGUUUAAUUUGUUAAUUUACAAA
This is a messenger RNA of Amblyraja radiata (thorny skate), 4701 nucleotides long. It is a transcript of the gene glis2b, whose product is annotated as GLIS family zinc finger 2b. The transcript is spliced from 6 exons. Gene Ontology annotation, molecular function: RNA polymerase II cis-regulatory region sequence-specific DNA binding; DNA-binding transcription factor activity, RNA polymerase II-specific. Gene Ontology annotation, biological process: regulation of transcription by RNA polymerase II. Lineage: Eukaryota; Metazoa; Chordata; Chondrichthyes; Rajiformes; Rajidae. The record is from RefSeq and is a predicted model, not a curated record. Bases 1 to 1590 code for a protein of 529 amino acids. Gene Ontology annotation, cellular component: nucleus.